Amphibalanus amphitrite is the source of this 2053-nucleotide messenger RNA. RefSeq lists its product as uncharacterized. The record is from RefSeq and is a predicted model, not a curated record. Lineage: Eukaryota; Metazoa; Arthropoda; Thecostraca; Balanomorpha; Balanidae. The transcript has 2 exons. Bases 733 to 1995 code for a protein of 420 amino acids.
UCGUCGGCUCUGUCCCUGACGGAAGCGGUGCGGUACCACCUGACGCCGCAGCUGGCGAAGCUGGACGGCCAGCACAACACAUCCAGCGAGCGAGGCGACAGCGGCAUCUCGGAGGGGCUGGUCAGUCCGCUCAGUGAGUCGCAGGACUCGCACGAGUGCUGGGAGGAGGGCAGCGCGGCCAGCGAGGCCUCCCGCGCCAUCCACGCCCGAGGGCUGCCGUCGUUCUAUUUCAGUCGACCGGGGCACCUCAGGACGGACCCCUCCCUGCUAGAGGCGGUGACUGCGCCGUACCCCGGGUACCCACGCGGGGAUCGGUCACGAGCCGCUCCGACACAGCGCAGGGAGCGGCACGCCCGCCGGCCGCGCAGUCACGUAUCGGUGGCCGACGUGCUCUCGGCUCUGCAGCAGCAGCAGCGCGCUGUGGCGGGUCUCCCCGGCGACACGGAGUGCCCCCAGGGGUCGCUGAGGAGGAGCAGGAGCUUCUCCGACGUGUCCACCCUGUCCAGGGACGACCAGACCAGCGGCGGCUGGGGCGAGCAGUUCGCCGAAAACAGCGCCAACACGGUGAUCGAGCGGACGCCGAGGCCACCCAAGUCGGUCCGGUUCGCUCUGGACUCUGACGACCCGAUUUAUCACGAGGUGAACGGGUCGUACGCGGGUAACGACAGCGACGCGCUGCGGCGCUCGCAGCUGUACCGAUCCUACCAGAACAUCGGCGCCGUGUUCGUGGGCAUGGAGAGCGCGACGCGGCCGCCGCCGCCCUCCACACGGCCCCAGCCGGAGGACGAGGAGACUUAUCUGGUGAUGCGAUCGCCAAUAAAGCGGCCCUCGGGACCGGCGCGUGCCAAUAUCGCGGAGUCGUCUCGCCAUCAGCCGACAUCCGGCCACGUGCGGCCGCCGUCUGCCGCGGCAGGUGGCUCGUGCGGUGCCGGAAACGGCAGCCGGGGGGCCAGGUGCGCCGAAAAACUGGAAACGUCGGAGCCGCCGGCGGUGCUGGAGCCGCGGGGGCCCGGCGGACGCCAGCGGCGGCAGCGCGAGACAGUCACCCGGCUGUCGCUGCUGCUGGAGGAGCGUCCGUCAGCCAUGGAGAGCGACGAGUCGGCCGACUGGUCCCUGGAGGCAGUCAUCAACGACACUCUGCAGCGGGACCUCUCCGAGACGGAGACCGGGGACGCUGACGGCACCGAGCGCGACGCGCCGGGAGGGGAUGGUGUCAGUGGUGGUGACGGACAGUUUUGGACGGUGGAGAGCGGCGACCCGUGCAGCGGGGACAGUGGGACGGAGAAGGAGAACACCUACUGCUCGCUGGCGCCGCCGGUCAGCGAUGUGAGCACCCUGGACUCGUGGAGUUCUCAUGCGCGGCCGCGCAGGAAACCUCCUCUGGCGGCGCCCCGGGCCUUGCCGCCGCCGCCGCCACCGGAGCCCGCAGAGCCGGUGUACGCCCGACUCGACCCGGCCAAGCUCAGCCCGCAGGUGGACAAAGUGACCUGGCACGGGCCGGGUCGGCCGACCGUGCGCUCCGUCAAGAGCCGGCACAAGUCGCCGGCGGCGGCCGGAGGUCGCAUCUGGAGACACCCACGCACCUCGGCCGCCAGCCACUCGACUCCGAGGAAGAGGACGGCCCGCCACCUGCGAGACGACUCGAACGACUUCCAGCUGGGCUCGCCGGGUUCGGAGUCGUUCGCCGAGACGCUGGGGCCCGGCGAGACGUACAGCAACCAGCUGCAGUUUGCGCGCACGGCCGACUCGAGCCUGGCCACCACCGUGUGGCUCGGACUGAUGGGUAGGAAGAGCCGGCGGGUGGUCAGCACACAGCUCAAGUCCAGAGACCUCUUCCAGCCCAGAGGUCACCUGAAGCUGCGCAUCUACGAGAACUGCGGCCUGCUCACCGUGCACGUCAUGCGCGCACGGAAACUGCGCUCACGCUCGGCAGAGCUCUGCAACGUAUACGUCAAGGUACAGUGGCAGCAAACUUACGGCCAACCUCAUACGUGACAUAGCCUCUUCUCGUCAAAACACGCGUAAAGCAAAACGGCAAUGACAUCUGUAUCGA